AUGCCAAGGUCUUUCCUGGUCAAAAAGGUUAAGCUCGAUGAUUUCUCGUCUGCUGACCUCGAGAGCUCUUAUGGCAGAUCCAGAGCGGACCUCAGCCUCCGAUUUCACGAGAAAGCGGCAGGUUACAUCAGCGACUACAUAACCCCGUCUGUGUAUGAAGCAGAGAAUGAAAAUGGCAUCAAAGUGCCCUCUCCGGGACCCAUCUACGAGAGCCUGCACAGCGAUUACGGCGCGCCGGACUCGGACCAGCCCGACAGCCCGCGCUCUGAGAUCUCGAGCGGGUACAUCAACGGAGACAAUGCGGUUAGUGAGGGCUACACGGUGGACGCCUUCUUCAUCACGGACGGCCGCUCGCGCAGGAGGGCUGUGGGUAGCGCGAGGACCGCGCAACGCCACACGUGCAACGAGUGCGGCAAGAGCUACGCCACGUCGUCCAACCUGAGCCGCCACAAGCAGACGCACCGCAGCAUGGACAGCAAGAUGGCCAAGAAGUGCCCGACGUGCGGCAAGGUGUACGUGUCCAUGCCGGCCAUGGCCAUGCACCUGCUCACGCACGACCUCAAGCACAAAUGCGACGUGUGCGGCAAGGCGUUCAGCCGCCCCUGGCUGCUGCAGGGCCACAUGCGCUCGCACACGGGCGAGAAGCCGUUCGGGUGCGCGCACUGCGGGAAGGCCUUUGCAGACCGCUCCAAUCUGCGCGCUCACAUGCAGACGCACUCGGCCUUCAAGCACUACAAGUGCAAGCGCUGCAACAAGACCUUCGCGCUCAAGUCGUACCUGAACAAGCACUACGAGUCGGCGUGCUUCAAGGGAGCCUUUUCGCCGCUCAGACCCGAUUCAUGA
Ictalurus furcatus (blue catfish) is the source of this 843-nucleotide messenger RNA. It is a transcript of the gene scrt1a, whose product is annotated as scratch family zinc finger 1a. Bases 1 to 843 code for a protein of 280 amino acids. The transcript has 2 exons. NCBI's taxonomy places the organism in Eukaryota, Metazoa, Chordata, Actinopteri, Siluriformes, Ictaluridae. The record is from RefSeq and is a predicted model, not a curated record. Gene Ontology annotation, biological process: regulation of DNA-templated transcription. Gene Ontology annotation, molecular function: DNA-binding transcription factor activity, RNA polymerase II-specific; RNA polymerase II cis-regulatory region sequence-specific DNA binding.